AUGAAGACGGUCUCUUGGAGUUCCAUUGUUCUCCUGGCCUUCUUCCUCGGUAUCCACCUUGGAGCUGCCACACAAGAAGGCGACAAGCCUUGCUGCCUCUAUUACAGCCACCAUGUGAUCCCGUGGAACUGGGUGCACUCCUAUGAGCUCGCCAAAGGCAGCUGUCCCCAAAAUCUCAUGGUAUUCACUACAAAAAGAGGUAAAUUCUGUGUGCAACCAAAGGCCAAGUGGGUGCAGACAUACAUUUCUUUGUUGGAAGCCCAGAAGCAUCUGUGA
Molecule: messenger RNA, 276 nt
Organism: Onychomys torridus (southern grasshopper mouse)
Lineage: Eukaryota; Metazoa; Chordata; Mammalia; Rodentia; Cricetidae
Gene: Ccl26
Product: C-C motif chemokine ligand 26
Exons: 3
Coding region: 1-276 (91 amino acids)
Biological process (GO): cellular response to tumor necrosis factor; monocyte chemotaxis; cellular response to interleukin-1
Cellular component (GO): extracellular region
Molecular function (GO): chemokine activity; CCR chemokine receptor binding
Source: RefSeq, a predicted model, not a curated record